Messenger RNA from Aureobasidium pullulans EXF-150, 1437 nucleotides. Its product is annotated as DUF89-domain-containing protein. Gene Ontology annotation, cellular component: nucleus; cytoplasm. Gene Ontology annotation, molecular function: phosphatase activity. Bases 1 to 1437 code for a protein of 478 amino acids. Gene Ontology annotation, biological process: DNA damage response. The transcript has 6 exons. The record is from RefSeq and is a predicted model, not a curated record. Lineage: Eukaryota; Fungi; Ascomycota; Dothideomycetes; Dothideales; Saccotheciaceae.
AUGGAAUUCGAUACUAAGACCCCUCUUUACCAGACCUCGGACAAGACGUCUUUCGCCUACAUCUCGGCGCGCGACCGCUGGCCUGUGAUUCUUACAGGUGCCAUUGAUGACUUGCACAAGGCCAUUGGUAAGACCGAGGAUUCUGAGAAGCUAGCCGAAGGCAAGAGUAUUGUUUCCGAGCUCGCCAAGCUCAAGUAUGAGUUGCAACACGAUCGCCAGCUUACACCUCUGGCCGAUGACGGACAGGGUGAUAUUGAGGGCUACAACAAGGAGCUAGAGCAACUCGGCAACCCCAAGUGGUUCGAAGUGCCUUGGUUGUUCUCGGAAUGCUACCUCUACCGCCGCAUGGCCACUCUCUUCAAGCUCUCUAAGCACUGGAAGAACUACGACGUCUUCAACAAGCAAAAAAUGUCCACCUUCCGCUCCUCCCGUCCCGCAGUCCUCGAACUUGCCUCUCGCUACAACGAACUCACCAAGCAACUCUCUUCCAAGUCUUCGACUUCUCAGUCAGAAGAGGAGCGCAUAGCAGCCGAAAAAGUCCUCUUCACUGAAAUGUGCGAGAUCUGUCUCUGGGGCAAUGCCACCGAUUUGUCUCUUCUCACCAACUUGACCUACGAGGACAUUCAGAAGUUGCAAGGUUCCAAGGCCAGAAAGGCCGCAGAGAAGAACAUCAUCGCCAACGACUUUGACGCCGCGUUUGAAAUUCUCAAGUCCGCGCAGCAAUCUGGUGUCAAAGAACGCAGAGUCGAUAUCGUUCUUGACAAUGCCGGUUUCGAACUUUUCGUCGAUGUCAUUCUUGCUGGAUAUCUGUUGCAGGCCGGUCUUGCUACCACCGUUGUGCUGCAUCCCAAGAACAUUCCUUGGUUCGUUUCAGACGUGGUGCCCAAGGAUUUCUCUGACCUCCUGACCGUUCUCGUCAACGCAAAGCACUUUUACGAGUCCCCCUCUGAAGACGAUGAAGCCAAGGGUGUCACUCCCGCCAAGCUCUCAGACCAAGAAAGCUCAGAUAUGCAAGAACUCUUCCAAAACUGGAGUUCGCUGUAUGCAGAGGGAAAGAUUGUAUUGCGUCCCAACAAAUUCUGGACCGAGGGAGGAAGUUAUUGGAGACUUCCCGGCACUGCGGAGAGUUUGUUUGGAGAUCUCAAGGAGAGUGAAUUGGUCAUCUUCAAGGGUGAUUUGAAUUACCGCAAGUUGACUGGUGAUGCUGCUUGGGACCCUACCACUCCCUUCACCCAGGCUAUUGGACCUUUGGGCCCUGGAUCUGGCAUGCGCACGUUGGCUCUGCGUACCUGCAAGGCUGAUGUCGUCGUCGGCCUCAAGCAAGGCGAAGACGAGCGUCUCCGUGAGAUGGAAGGCGGAGGUGGUGACAGCGGUGCUCGCAAGUGGGCCUGGAGCGGCAAGUGGGCUGUCGUACAGCUCUGUGAUGGCAAGAAGUAA